Molecule: messenger RNA, 210 nt
Organism: Penicillium mononematosum
Lineage: Eukaryota; Fungi; Ascomycota; Eurotiomycetes; Eurotiales; Aspergillaceae
Exons: 2
Coding region: 1-210 (69 amino acids)
Source: RefSeq, a predicted model, not a curated record
AUGGACAGUACCCAGCCUCCGUCUGCCCCUGCCGGCAGGACUCCUCGCGACCGUGGAAGGGCCCACGUCAUGAAAGCCUGGCUCGCCUUCGGAUACGAGAACGGCUUUGCGACCCGCUUUCAGAUCACCUGCUCUCAGGACUCCGUUGAUCUCGACGACUAUCAGGUUUGUGCGACCUCGCAAGUCUCAAGAAUGGAGAAGCCCUUUUGA